AUGAACUUAAUCACGACAAUUGUUACCAUCACCAUCGCACUAUCCAUAGUACUGGCUACUGUUUCUUUCUGACUACCACAGAUCACACCGGAUGCAGAGAAACUGUCCCCCUAUGAAUGCGGAUUUGACCCCCUAGGAUCUGCCCGACUACCUUUUUCCCUGCGCUUUUUCCUUAUCGCCAUUUUAUUUCUUUUAUUUGACCUAGAGAUCGCCCUUCUUCUACCCCUCCCAUGAGGAGACCAACUAGACACCCCCACCCUAACACUUGCUUGAUCCGCCGCCGUCCUUGCCUUACUCACCCUUGGCUUGAUUUACGAGUGAACCCAAGGAGGCCUAGAAUGGGCUGAAU
This is a messenger RNA of Coregonus clupeaformis (lake whitefish), 349 nucleotides long. The record is from the annotation of a RefSeq genome assembly. NCBI's taxonomy places the organism in Eukaryota, Metazoa, Chordata, Actinopteri, Salmoniformes, Salmonidae.